UUGGGGGGUGCAGGCCCAGGAGCCGCACGGGGCAGGGCUCAGGCCGGACCCGCAGCCUCCAACAAGGCUGUGUCCAACACCAGGGGCCACAAAGGUGUACUGUGAGAGAAAGAGACUGCAAAGCACGUACCCAGCUCUCUCUGGAGACUGUCACGAGAAGCAGUCGUGGUUUCAGGUGGCGCUCCCAGGCCAGGGGUUACCGCCGGGAGGGAGCGGUGACCCCGUAGGCCAAGCUCAGCAAAGCCGCUCCCGGAGCAGUGCUUCAGGGCACAGGAGGGAAAAUGUCUGCACUUACACCUGAUGCCUGAAAGUUCAGUGACUUUGGAGUAUUUCUGCCACACUGACUGCAGGAAGCCUUCCCUGGCAACGUGGCUGUUUUCCACCUGAGCUUCAGAACCAAGUGCUGACUGACCCAGAAGGGUGUUGGAAGAGUGAUACAGGUAAAGGCGCCUAGGACACUGCCAGCAGCUCAUACAGGAAAGGAAUGCAUGAUAAAGCAUCAGAUAAGCUUCCUGCAGACCCUUAGGGCCAGAAUCAGGGGGCUGACAGUAACCUGGGAUCCACAGUAGUCACAAAACUUCAGGUUUUAGCACUGAUACAGCACAACAGCAGGAAAACGAUGCAGUUCUGUCUCCAGUCCAAAAUCUGGGCCAAGAUUUUGGGAGGAAGACCUGACAUGCCAAAACCAGCUUCCUUUAACGCUUGUUUCACCCGGCCUCUUCAGGCAUCCCUAAAAGGUCCGGAAGCAAAAAUGCUGUAGAGCUUCCUUAUGUAGAGCUGUGGGCACUGAGCAGACACACUCAGUGCCCAGAGGCUCCUUCACCCGGCCUCCUGCACCUGCCCCAUUGUGCCCUUCCCUUUCUCCCCCUCAGUGACAGCCAGGCAUCCACCUUCCUGUCCAGACAGGUCCUGCAUUGACCCAAUUCCAGCAUCACGGCUGGAAGGGCUGGGGGUUUGGUCUGGAUUUUUUUGGUUUAUAUCUGAAUCAAAAUGGACAUCCACAUUUUUACAGCCUCAUCAACUGCUGUAGGGAGGAGGACUCAGUUAUUUCUCCAGUAAAAUAAAUCCCUUGGUUUCUUUCCCCCGCUAGCCCUCCUGAGUCAUUCAAGGUUACUCAAAAAGCUUUUGAUAUGCCUAAAAAUUUCAGAGGAGAGGAACACAUUUCCAACAAAAGCACAGCCUGAACAUCGCAGCCUGACCCAAGUAACAGCAGGGAGCUGCCCAGUGUCUGUCACUACAGCUGGAGACCUGCCUGGCACCCAGCAGCCUCAAAGUCAAAGACAGCUGCAGAAGAGACCAAGCCCUUCCUACACCCACAGCAGCCCAAGGCACAAGCCCCAUGUGAGUAAGGAGAGGCACCCAAACUGCAUUUCUGGAGUGCUUUUCACCUCUCACUGAUAAGCCCUCCUGGGUCUUCCUGCUCCACCGCAGCCAUGCCAGGAUUGGUGAAAGGAGCACGAGGGAUGGAUUGCAAGACAGCAACUUCAUAUUGGUGUCGGGUGCUGCAGCUCGGUGCCAUAUUUUAGCAAACAUGUCACUGGUCACACACAGAGGUCAGUGACACUUUCUAAAGAUCUGCACGCAUGGAAUGCCAGACCCUGGGACCAGCCAAGGGACGAGAGGCUUGCAGUCUUCUUGUAUGAGGCACUGCUCCACAGAGGUAAAGAGGCUGAAUUGCUCAACAGUAUAUUGUAUUUUAAUCUAAUCUUGUGAAAUCAGGAUGUACUAGAGAUGAUGCAUUCCCUUUUCCUCCUACAGCAAAACAUAUAGGAGUUUAGACAGCUGCCAGCAUGCCACCUCCAGUCUUGGUGAUGUGGCCUGCACUUCCCCCUUAACUGCAGCUCCUGUGAAAAGAAUUUUGAGCCUGGAACGGAGAGGAGGGAGAACUACUGAAACAGUCAGACACCUUUACCAAAAGGCCCUAAAAUCCAGGAGGAAGCCACGAGUAGGGACAGAGGACCAGGAGGACCACUUCUGCCACACUGCUGUUCAAACCAGCAACACCCAAGGGCCGUUUCAGAGAAGUUGUGCCCUGCUCCAACCCCCUCACAGUGCUACUCAGGAUGGAGAAGUGGCCAUUGUGGAGUCUGGGGCAUUUCCCACCUCCAGCACCCACAAGGCCUCAGGCUGGCAUAUCCCAGCAGAAGAUCAAAGAUCUAUUCAGCUCGCACCAUCAAGCCCUUGCACCCACCUGGAUGCUCCCCUUGCCAUCUUCACAGAUCCUUUCCUUCCCACAUGUGGGCUAGAAGGGGGUGUGAGGAGGAUUACCCAUAGAGAUAUUCCCUAACAGCCCAGCCCAACAAAUGAUAAACUGGUUAUGGUUACCAAAGACCCAGCCAGGCUAGAAACAUACCAGCCUUCUUAGGCUUCAACCAAAACACAGAAGGAGGGAGCAAAAGGAGAAGCUGCUGUGUUUUAGUGUUUCUGAGCACACUGCAAUUCUUUGGAGAUUGCAGGUGGCCAGCUUCAGAUUAGUUCAUUUUCCACCUGGCUCUCUGUGGCCAGGUACAAUCUUUUAGAGCAGGGAAACAGGGAUUGCAGAAGAGAAACACACCUCCAAAGGGGAAAUUUUAUGACCAGCCUCCCCCAGCUGCUCCUCUCCCAGCAGCAAAAAGCAGAAACAGCCCCAACAAGCAGAGAAACACUGACGCACCUCACCAUCCAGGCUGCUCUUAAAUAAAGCUUUCCUGAGAGGGCCUCUGACAUCAUCCUCCGAACGUCUUGUUCAGCUGCAGGGUGGCGCUGAUGGAGCAGCACGAGGGCUUGUGCCCCUUGUUUGUUACUUAGUUGGUGGAGUGGGGUGAGUCUGUUACUCAGAGAACAGCUCUGUGGACCUUUUCCGAUGUGGCACCUCAGCUCAAGUGAGGUUACAACUUAACAGCAGUGCAAGCUAUCUGAACAGCCACUAGAGCACAUUAUGUUCCCUUUUUCCUCAUUUUCACAGCUCUCCUGUGACUUCUGGAUCCUCUGCUUCAUAAAUUCAACCAUGCUGGCAGAAUACUAACAGGGCAACCCCACCUAUCAUGUAGAGAUUAACUAAACUGCUCAAGAACACCAGAGUCAGCACAGGGGAUGGAAGAAAGGGGCUUCCCUGCCAGCCCUUCAGCCACUGCAGACAUUUGGAAUGACUCAGAGACGCCAGAGAAACCUGGGGAGGAAUCAUCACACAGGAAACUGGGCAAGCUGACCAUAAAGUACAACCGCAAAGACCUACAGCGCUGGCUGGACCUGGAGGAAUGGAUCAACACCCAGCUGCAGGAGCUGUACCAGUGCCGGCUAAGGGAGGAAACAGAGGCAGCAGCUCCUGAACCACAAAUUGAUCUUGAGGAUCUCCUGGAGGUCCCUAAUGAAGAACAGAAAAUAAAAUUACAGGAAAUCCUCCAUGAGUGCUCCAGCCCCACAGAGGACUUCAUUACGGAAUUGCUCAGUCGAUUGAGAGGUCUCAGAAGAGUCACCAAUCCUCAGAAGAAAUGACCUUGCUCACAUGGAAAACCCAGCUCUGAUUAAAAGGAAAUGUGUAUCUUCCUGACAAAAAACAGGAUCAGCAACAGAACUUCUGAAUGUGUUUAGGACUUAUUAUUACUGACAAACUUCACCAAGUUUGUGAACUCUGUACCAGUGGUUUGAAGUCUCCACUCCUUCCAGAUCGACACACACAGCAGGGAGCUAGACUGUACAUUUUCCUGAUUCUUAAAGCGUGUGUUAACCUGAGGAAGAGGACAAGAUUUCUCUCCUUUAGAUUCUUCUAGGAAUCUCCAUGCUGGCCAAGGAGCACUGAAUACAAUUCUCAGGAGCUCAUCAAGACUUCUUUUUUUCAUCCACUGCAACGAAAACAAGGCAUUGGUUAUCACUCAUUCAUCAACAUGGAAAAUCAGCCACUGUUAAGCUGCACCUCAUUUCAGUCUGGCUUAAACCCAACUGUGAUCUCCUGCCUGUUACUGCUGUACAUGACUCUACAGCAUUGCACAUACUUUGUAAGUCUUACUAAGCCUCUCUUAUUUAUGGAGGUUGGAUAGAAAAUAUAUGAUAGUUUGGAUGCACCUGGUUUUCCUAAGAAGUUUGUGAAACAGCUGCUACAGCUAAUGGCUAUUUUUUUUCCAUUUUGUGGAAUUUAAGACUUAAAACCUAGAAGCCUUUUCUAAAGGAACAAGGUCUGGGAAUGAUUUUUCUCCUAGUUUAAAAAGAUGUUGGAAAAUACUUAUUUUAUAUUAAAGCAGAAAAAACCAGCCAUGCACUACUCGGUUUUGCUCUCUCUUUAGAUUCUAAAGAAAACCUGAAGUAAAAAAUACCUGCUCCCAAGUUCCCUUCAGGGAGCAUCUCGGAGCGAGACUUUUGCAGACAGGUAGGUCUCACAAAUGAGCAGGGAAGUAGGACACAGUACCUUGCUGCACAAACUCUUCUGGCUACAACUAAUAUUUGCCUGGAAAAAUACAGAGGAAACUACAUCCAGCCUCUCAGCAAGUCAGUAACUUGACACAUGGACUAGGACAUAAGACAGCAAAUGGAGGCUGAUUGCUUAGGCAGAGCGCUCUCACAUUAUGCCCUGUCCCUACAUUGAUACCUGCCAUGCAAACACAAGAGAUGAGUGUGAGUCACAUCCAGAGGAGCUCCUACAGAGCAGAACAUUCAAGGCCAGCUUUUGAGUACAUCUUUUGUGUGUUUGGUGAACCAGGCAGAAGGGACCAACUACGGAACGAGAGGGACAUGCAGGUUAGCUAACAAAGACAAACAAGGAUUCUUGGGCUGAACCAGUAAUAUCUUAAAUGCAUUAGUCUUUCCAUCUUUAUCAGUAGCAGAGUGAUGACUAUUAUCUUGUUCUUCCUUCCUAUUUUCCAGCUGUCAGUGAAUAAACUGUAGUUUGUGUCCUCUAAGAAGACAAAAUCCAAGCUGCAGUAACAACUGUGAUGUAAGGGUCUGCUUCCUUUCACAUGCUUUUCUUGUAUCUGACUGGAAGCUGGCAAGCCAUGGACCUCAUGUCUUGUUCUAAGACUGCUCCAAGGUGUUCUAAAGCUCACCCACUAGGCUGGAGAAAUGGUCUUUCUCUAUCAGAUCCAAUAUAUGUCUUUGGUAGCCCUGGGAACAUGCCCAUUUUGGCUUAAUAAGGGGCUAGUGGGACAUGCCUACCCUCAAGAAAUCUCAACUUAAUCAGUAACAUAACAAAAAAAAUCCAGACCUGCAAUGGUUGCAGAUCUGGCUUAAGGAUGACACCUGCUAACACUCAUGUAACACACCCCUUGAGAAAGGAGAGCAGCACAUUAACAAAAAGCUCUGAGCACUGGUAAAAAAAGACUAGGAUCAAACAGAAGUGCAGGUGGAAGAGCUAGGUGGAUGGGUGGAUAAGGAGAGUGUCCUAAACUAGAGAUGCAAUUAGCUACAGCACAGCAGUAUAGGAGUUCAGGUUAGUUACAUACCCCACUAACAGGCUUUGUUUUAUUCUGCCGAGCUGCAACAGCACAAAGACAUGACAUGCCUCUCCUCUGGCCCAAGAGAAAUAGCUUCUUUCCCCUGGGAACGGUUCUACAGAACAGUAUUUCCUCAAUAUGGAGUGACGCAAAAAGAAUUUUUUGUCUGUGCUUUAAGGUAGACAUUGUUAGAAUCAAAGACAAAGCAGGUUCUGAAAACUCUGCUUGACCAAAGUUGUCUUUAUGCUUAUUCUGCAAGCAGCAGGCACAGAGUAAGCUGCAGACCCUAUCAUGUGCAGUUGGUUCUGAUACAUAAGGAAUUCUGAUAUAUAAUGAUACCUGAGAGCACUUCAACUGAGCACACUGAGAUCAGGGGAGCAAGGCAACAUGUGGCCAGUGGUAGAUGGUUUCUCAGCUCACUGGUGUAAAAGAAAAAGCCAUGUAAUGCAAUCAGAGUAACUUCUUUUUUGUUUCAUUCUUAAACAAUAGUAAAGCACACUUGGUUUGAUUUACGUUUUGGCUGUUCUCCCACUAGACCACAAGGAUAGAUUAAAAUCAAUGCUUGAAAAAUUUUUGUUACAAACAUCUUCCAGUUAACUUUGCUGUUUCUCAGUAUCACCACUAGCAAAAGUAUGUAGAUACUAUCUAUGAAUGUUGCUUGAAAGGAGCUUUGCCCUCUAGAUUAUAGAAAGAUAACCCAAUGUAUGCAAGUUCAUGAACUUUUCUAAUUUGAAUUCUUAUUGGAGUUGAGCCCACAUUCGAUAAUUCACAUAUAUAACAUUUUGAAAGGGAAAGAAAAUCCCUCAUGACUUGCUACAAAGACAAGAGCAAAGAAGUUGAAUCUCUUUCUUGAAGAUGCCAAGCUGUCUUCUGUCCUUGAACAGCUAUGACUGAAGUUGAUCUGGCCUGUCAGGAAUUGACUGAUUACCAGUAUCUUUAUUUACCAGCACCUUUUCAGAGACAAGGAUAGGGAGUAAGUAACACAGCUAACAGUGCACUGCCCUCUUAAAGGUCAUGCAGCAUUCCUCUUUCACAAUACAGAUUCAGCUAGGUGUGCUUCCUGCAGACAGCCCAUCUGGAUACCCCUCUGCCCCUCCUACAUGGAGUUCACUGAGGCAACAGCUACAGUAGGAAUGGCUUUUCAGGGGAAAGUGAUUGGGCUACUACUAAAAUGCCCCAUUACAUGCAGAAAGUGCAGCAGCCACAAAAAUGUCCAUUAGUGGUGCAGGGAAAGCAGCAGCUUGUGUCUGUAUGACUUGAAGAGAGUCUUCCAUGUAUGACUAAGUUCUAUUUCAGGUAAUGGGUUGGGUGCAUUUCUGGAUUCCUUAGGAUGGCCCCACAGAAACCAAUGUGGGAAUCUAAAUAAACUGCUUCCGGCUGCAACCUGCUCCAUUAAUACUGAUGUGAACAGGGCAGGGCUUACAAGGCAGAGGCUGCCUAGCUGCAAGGGAGCUCAAAGUUUUGUUGUGCCUGAUGAAGCAUUCAAAAAUGUUGCAAGUAUCAUACCAGCUCAUACUAAGAUAUUGAAAAAAACAGCAGCUGUAGAUCAAGAAACAAAAUUACUACUAACUGCUUGGGAAGACACAGGCUGAAACCCAAAGCAGUGGAUCAAUUUAGGAGAGAAAUAAGAACAGAUAGCUGCAUCUUCCCCUGUAUAUGUAAAACAUGAAGGCUUUAACCUCAGAUAGAACUGGGCUGUCUUACUACCAGACUAAUUGUCCAUGUCAAAUAGCAAUGAAAAAGUGUCACUCCUAUGAUAACAUAAAUAAAGAACAGCAUUUUGUUUUGAUUUUUAAGACUGCAAGCUCCUCAGGGCUUACUUAAAUAGCUUACUUAAAUUUUGUGUGUCGUAGGGUUAAUUGUGAACUCUUGCAUCAGAACAAUUCAAAUAGUUUUCCCAUCUACCUGCCCAAAGGAGACAGGCAGUGAUGAAGAAAGGGCUGCCAGGAGAAAGAAGAUCCUCCACAGAAGUCGGGUUUUGCCACCCCUUCCUAAGCAAAGCUUUUGAUGGCACUGCUGGAUACACUUGCCAUUUUUAGUGUGUUGACCUAAAGUAUUACUAUUCUACAUUGUUUGAACCAGCUUUUUGUUGAAGAGUCUGAUCCAGAGCAACACAUUAGCAGAAACCCACCUUCAACAGUGGUUUCAUUCAUUUGCUGUCCUCUGACCAGAGGUGCAGGUAAACACAGUUUCAUCACUUCACCUUGGAGGCACUGACCUUAAGCACCGGGGCAAGGCAGACAUCUGGGAGUGGCAGUGUCAAACCAGACAGGCAAGAUUCAUUGGAAAUUCCCUGUCAAGGGCAAAUCCUUAAUUUUGUUGCAAUUGGAAUUGUCAGCCUUAGAGAGCUCUCUCAGAAGGCACAUUAUUUGGAAAGAGCUCAUCCUGAUGGAAUAAUAGAGCAUGUUUACAGCCAAUUUACUUGGGUAUUUGAAGCAAUUCUGGGUGUUCUGGGCACUGGCAAGUGCCACUUGCAUCUGGAUUGUCUCCCAGGAGGGAUAUGGACAUAUGCAACUGAGCUUUGCUCGCAACCAGAUGAAGAGCAUCACACAGGUAACAUUUUUAUCUUACCAGGUGACCAAAUAAUAAACAAAGUCAAGUUCUGCUUUCAGACUUAUACGUAGCUCUUUCAGACUAACAUGUUGCUCUUACAGAUGACAUGACCUUGGCACAGCCACUGCAGGCCACAACACUGUAUCAGUAGCAGAUUACCUUUUCAAAGGAUCCUUCCUUUCAUGCCAGUGAGCAACAUCUCCCUGCAUCUUUUCCAGACGUGCCACAGAAACAUUUUUGAUGACUUCACUAUUCUUCAUUUCUUUCCCUAAGCUGCUUGACACUAGGAAUAACAUACCAUUAUAAGAAAGCAACACUUUGAUAAGGGCUAUCAGGCAUUUUCAGGAGAGACUUUAACCACAGGCCUCUGUAAAUAAUUUUUAUUAUGCUUUGCAAGUUCCCAUCACACACAUGAUCACAAUGCAGACAUUUUUCUCAGUGCAAAGUGCUUUCCUGCCUGUAGAACCAGUGUAUAAGCUGUUAGUAAAAGCAGGAAGUUAUUUAUCAGCCAGUCAGUACUGCCUUAAACACACAUCUUUACUGCUACCCACAUUGUCUUACCAUCUGUAUUUACAGACUUGUAUCCACCUCUUCAUAUCAAGUUCUCAUUUAUCCCCAAGCAUGCACAGCAAACCCUGCACUUCUCAGGUGUAUUUGUGAACACCAAGUCACACACCCUCCAAGCCUCUCUCAAAUUACAGCACAUCCUUUAACUGUCCAAAACAUCACCCGUUUUGGCUGCAAAUCCACUUAGAUUCUUCCCAUCUGGCUGGCUUCUCUAUUUUCCCAUUCUCCAGCUCCUCUUCUGCCCAUAAGUGUGGUCACUUCUGUUUGCAAGGAAGAUGAUAGCGGGAGGUGUGGUGGUCCUUCAGGUCAAACUCCUCAUGGCCUUCC
Molecule: messenger RNA, 8849 nt
Organism: Passer domesticus (house sparrow)
Lineage: Eukaryota; Metazoa; Chordata; Aves; Passeriformes; Passeridae
Gene: PPP1R14D
Product: protein phosphatase 1 regulatory inhibitor subunit 14D
Exons: 8
Coding region: 3073-3474 (133 amino acids)
Biological process (GO): regulation of phosphorylation
Cellular component (GO): cytoplasm
Molecular function (GO): protein serine/threonine phosphatase inhibitor activity
Source: RefSeq, a predicted model, not a curated record